This is a messenger RNA of Rodentolepis nana, 211 nucleotides long. The record is from the annotation of a GenBank genome assembly. NCBI's taxonomy places the organism in Eukaryota, Metazoa, Platyhelminthes, Cestoda, Cyclophyllidea, Hymenolepididae.
UCCGUGGAGAGGCCGGCGGUGAUAGAUGUGAUUCACCGGAGUGGUACCGUGCGUUGCUGUCAAAGAUUCAUUGCAGACUACUACAAGACCCAACUGUCGGGGUGCAUAUCCGGUGUCAAGGAGACAGCUAUUGCUAGAGCUGUUGCUCGUGGGUUGCUUGAAUCGAAGCCUCCUAUACUGGCCACUGAUUCCUAGUCUUUGUCUACUUUAA